Messenger RNA from Coregonus clupeaformis (lake whitefish), 1508 nucleotides. RefSeq lists its product as uncharacterized. Gene Ontology annotation, biological process: adaptive immune response. Gene Ontology annotation, molecular function: signaling receptor activity. Gene Ontology annotation, cellular component: membrane. The record is from RefSeq and is a predicted model, not a curated record. Lineage: Eukaryota; Metazoa; Chordata; Actinopteri; Salmoniformes; Salmonidae. The coding region runs from base 101 to 796 and encodes 231 amino acids. The transcript has 4 exons.
CCUGCCGAAAGACAGUUCACCAGUCAGUUGUGAGUGUGUUGCGUUUGUGGAAGAGUGUGUGGAGCUCUCUAAUCGAUGCAGCUGGUACCCAGGUGGCAGGAUGGAUGCCCUGUUGUGGAGAUGUGUGCUGGGACUCCUCUGCACACCUGCAGUGCUCACCUGGACAGUUUCCCAGAGCCCCAGUGCCGUAUCUCUGAUGAAGGUCAACUUCUCAGCUGAGAUCCACUGCUCCACAUCGCUACCCGACCCCACAGGCCUCUACCUCAGGGGUCGAUUCCACGGUGACAGAGAUGUACUGUACUUGUCGAUGGCUGACAGAGCAGUCAGUAGGAUCACCACCCACUAUGGGUUCAAAGGUCGGGUCACAGUGGUGUCAGACCAGGACCAGGAGGUCAAGCGGUGCUGUGAGUUCACACUGAGGCUGUCCCAGCUUGGGGUGGAUGACACAGACAGUUACUACUGCAGCUGGAGGUACUACGAUAGCCAAAGGAAAGUGCUGGUACAGCUGCAGAGUAAUGGCACCAUCAUCAUGGUCAGAGAGAGAGAUCCAGAGGAGUGCUUUGGUGGCGGUCAGACCAUCAUGGAACUCAUCUUGAUUGUGCUGAGUGGGACGACCUUCAUCGUCAUCCUCAUCCUCUUCAUCGGAGCUUGGAUGUGGCGAUGCACAAGGCACUACACACCAGCCAGGGUCAAUAGAAGACACCACCAUAACCAACACCAGCAUGUGUCCACAGCCCAGGCCUACUUCUUCUCAAGCAGCUCUCCAGACAAGGUCGACUUUAGAGGAAUACUGUAACAUUGAAGGAAUUGGAAGAAGUAAUUCUGCAAUUUAUGUAAUAAUUUACCUUUAGAGUGUCUAUGCAGUUAGGCCUACUGUCUGUUCUCACUAAUGGAAUGUUCUUUAAAUACCAUUUUCGGCUAGAUUUCAGAUAUAUUUUCAGACGUCUGUCUGAGCAAUUGUAAAAUUGUGCAAUCCAUAUUUUUUAUUAUAAUUAUUUUAUUUUUUGCCAUUUGCAUUGUUCUGCCAUUUCUAAAGUUGGUAGUUGUGCAUUUCUCUUCAAUGCAUCUUACAGAAAUGUCAGUGCAAUUAAUAGCGUGCAAUUCUGUGCCAAUUGUAAGCUACUGUUCUCAUCAGAUCUUUCUCACGAAAUGUCUGUGUUUCUCUUCUUUUGUGUCUCCACUUCCGAUUGUUAUGGAAUUGUCUAUGUUAGCAGAAAGACUCAUUCUAUGUGACUCAGUGACACAUACCAUACCACAUCCUGCAGUUUGAUGUCUGACGUGCUUUUCAGAUCAGAUGUGGGCUGCCUAAUGUGUGAACAGGUCAAUUGUUUAUUUUUUGCACAUCCAGCAGAUUUAAAAGAUUAAGUGUUUUGACAAUGUAGGCUAAUCUGUUUGAUUAUCCUACUCUUCAUCUGACAUGUCCUAAUGUGACCAAUGUCACGACUUCCUCCGAAGCUGCCUCCUCUCCUUGUUCGGGCAGGCUUCGGCGUUCGUCGUCACCGGCCUUC